AAUGUAUUCGAGCACGUUUGCACCAUCAAAUGCAGGAGUGACUGGCCUUAACGGUUCGGCGUUUGGAUCGAAUGCGACGUGGUCACCGACCUAUGCAAAUGGUACGGUGCCUGCUGCACCUAGCAGUGGGACUUCUUCGGCUGUGAAUGGAAGCAGUAUUGCUACGAUGCCUCCAGGUGGUUCGUUCAGUGGUG
This is a messenger RNA of Amoebophrya sp. A25, 194 nucleotides long. The record is from the annotation of a GenBank genome assembly. NCBI's taxonomy places the organism in Eukaryota, Dinophyceae, Syndiniales, Amoebophryaceae.